AUGAAAAAAAAUACGGUAUUUAAAGAUUCCGAAAAUUUUCAACCUUGGACAGAAAAAUAUCGACCUAAAUCCUUAGAGGAUGUAAGUGCCCAAGAAGAAACUGUAGCUGUAUUAAGAAAAACGGUUUUAUCUCAAAAUUUACCACAUAUGUUAUUUUAUGGUCCCCCGGGAACUGGUAAAACAUCAACUAUCCUGGCAAUUGCUCGAGAACUUUAUGGACUUCGAGUGAAAGAGUUGAAUGCAUCAGAUGAUCGAGGAAUUGAUGUUAUCAGAAUAAAAGUAAAGAAAUUUGCGCGUACGAUAAUCAGUAAAAACACACGUGGACCACCAUAUAAAAUCAUAAUAUUAGAUGAAGCGGAUUCAAUGACUUAUGAUGCUCAAGCAGCUUUAAGACGUUUAAUGGAAGAUUCAUCAAAUACUACGCAACCGAUAGUCUCUCGUUGCGCACAAUUUAGAUUCAAACCAUUGGAUGCAUCAAGUUCGAAAUCUCGACUUGAAAUGAUUUGUACAAAAGAAGGAAUGAAUUGUGAUUCUCAGACAUUAGAUGAAUUAGUAAGAAUAUCUAAUGGUGAUUUAAGAACAGCAAUAACUUAUCUCCAAACUGCUAAUACAUUAUUCAAGAAUGAAAUGGUUACUUUAAAAUUUCCUAAUGCCAUUGAACAACUUGUUCAAAGUGCAGAAAGUCAUUCAUUUAAUAAAAUUGAAAAUACUGUUUCUCAGUUCUUUUUAUCUGGAUAUUCUGCUGUUCAAUUAUUAUCUCAAAUUCAAGAUCAAAUUAUAUAUGAUAAUACUGAUAGAUUUACAGAAAUUCAAAAAGCAAAAAUAGCAAUGUAUAUUGGUGAAAUGGAUAAAUGUUUAUCUGAAGGAUGUGAUGAACAUUUACAAGUUUUAAAUUUAAUUGUAACUAUUUCUAAAAAUAUAUCAAAUUAUGAAACAAUGGAUUUUGAUUAA
This is a messenger RNA of Diversispora eburnea, 951 nucleotides long. NCBI's taxonomy places the organism in Eukaryota, Fungi, Glomeromycota, Glomeromycetes, Diversisporales, Diversisporaceae. The record is from the annotation of a GenBank genome assembly.